Molecule: messenger RNA, 2361 nt
Organism: Balaenoptera acutorostrata (minke whale)
Lineage: Eukaryota; Metazoa; Chordata; Mammalia; Artiodactyla; Balaenopteridae
Gene: TMLHE
Product: trimethyllysine hydroxylase, epsilon
Exons: 8
Coding region: 142-1407 (421 amino acids)
Biological process (GO): carnitine biosynthetic process
Cellular component (GO): mitochondrion
Molecular function (GO): trimethyllysine dioxygenase activity; iron ion binding
Source: RefSeq, a predicted model, not a curated record
AGCGCGCUGGGGGAGGGGAGCGCGGAGCCGACAGUUUCAGGGCAAAAAGCGAAAGGCGGGCGCGGGGCUGCCUUCCGAGGCUCUCUUUGCUUGCAGUUCGUCCCGCUUUGCUGAACGGGGAGUCGCGACCUCCGGCGCAGGAUGUGGUGCCGCAGGUUGUCCCAUCUACAAAGCAGGCUCCAGGACCUGCUGAGGGGACGAGUCACAUGUUGGGCCCUUCAACAGCCCAACUUCAAAAGCUUAUUUCCAUUAGCCAUCCAUUGGCACCAUACAGCCUCCAAGUCUCUGAAUUGUGUUUGGCAGCAACAUGAAGAUCAUUUUGAACUGCAAUAUGCUAACACCGUGAUGCGCUUCAAUUAUGUCUGGCUUCGAGACCACUGCCGCUCAGCAUCUUGCUACAACUCUAAGACUCACCAGCGCAGCCUAGACACUGCCAGUGUGGAUUUAUGUAUCCAGCCAAAGACCAUUCGUCUGGAUGAGACCACACUCUUUUUCACUUGGCCAGAUGGUCACGUGACUAGAUAUGAUUUGGAUUGGCUGGUGAAAAACAGCUAUGAAGGGCAGAAACAAAAGGUCAUCCAGCCUAGAAUCUUAUGGAAUGCUGAAAUCUACCAGCAAGCCCAAGUUCCAUCUGUAGAUUUCCAGAGCUUCUUAGAAACCAAGGAGGGACUGAAGAACUUUCUACAAAACUUUCUGCUCUAUGGAAUUGCUUUUGUAGAAAAUGUCCCUCCUACUCAGGAACACACAGAGAAGUUGGCAGAAAGGAUCAGCUUGAUCAGAGAAACCAUCUAUGGGAGGAUGUGGUAUUUCACUUCAGACUUCUCCAGGGGUGACACUGCAUACACCAAGCUAGCUCUGGAUCGGCACACUGACACUACCUAUUUUCAAGAGCCCUGUGGCAUUCAAGUGUUUCACUGUCUUAAGCAUGAAGGAACAGGUGGCAGGACACUGCUAGUAGAUGGAUUCUAUGCAGCAGAACAGGUACUUCAGAAGGCACCUGAGGAAUUUGAACUCCUCAGCAAUGUGCCAUUGAAGCAUGAAUAUAUUGAAAAUGUUGGAGAAUGUCACAACCACAUGAUUGGGGUAGGGCCAGUCUUAAAUAUCUACCCGUGGAAUAAAGAGCUCUAUAUGAUCAGGUACAACAACUAUGACCGGGCUGUCAUCAAUACCGUACCUUAUGAUGUUGUCCAUCGUUGGUAUACAGCACACCGGACUCUAACAAUAGAGUUGAGGAAACCUGAGAAUGAGUUUUGGGUCAAACUAAAGCCUGGCAGGGUCCUAUUUAUAGACAACUGGCGCGUCCUACAUGGCAGGGAAUCCUUCACUGGCUACCGCCAACUCUGUGGCUGCUAUUUAACAAGGGAUGAUGUAUUAAACACUGCUCGUCUCUUGGGUCUUCAGGCUUAAAAUUGACAGCAUUGGUAUUAUGAACACACCUGACAACCUGGCUACCAGAGUUCAUAUCAGCAGAAUAAUAUUGUGUCAAUACCGACUUCAAAUUGUCUCCUUACCUCAUCACACAAAACAAAAGCCUCCCCUUUCUCUAAUAGGGAAAACCUUGGAGAGAGGCUUCUGAGAUAGCCAAUGUCAGCCAUCUAGUAUGGUAGCUUUCUUCCCGAAGUUAUAACAUGGACUCAUUUGGUUUUUGGACCUUUUGAUGUAAUUGUGGUCAAUCUGCUUCAGAAAUAUAAUCACCACAUUGAUGGAGAAACAAUAAUAGUCACUAGGUAAAAAUUUGUUUCAACAGGAUCUGUUAAAAAGAAAUGCAUUCUAGGAAUAACAAAGUCUUAAUAGACCAGAGAUUUGCAACAUUUUUGGUCUUAAGACACCUAAUCACUCUUAAAAGUUAUUGAGGACCCCAAAGAAUGCUUGGAUGUGGGUCGUAUCUAUUGCUACUAAUUGUAUUAGAUAUUAAAACUUAGAAAUGUUUAAAAUUUAAGAACAAAAAAGCACACAUCCAUCAGCUAUCAGAGAGAUGACAUCAUCACAUGUCAUGUAUCCUCUGGAAAAGUCUUCUGUACAUUCAUCAGAUAAUUCGAGUGAAAAAGGCAAUAUCAUCUUAAUGUUGUUAUUAAAAAUUGUUUUUAAUACACAAACACACUAAAUGGAUCUCAUGGACUGCUCCAGGUGUCUUUAGACCACACUUUGAGAACCAGUGUGCUAGAGGAUACCUUGGGACAGUCCUUUACAUAGACCUAUGGAUUAAAGAGUUUAACCGGAACCCUAAAUUUUUCUCUAUGGUCUCCUAGAACUACAGAUAUUGUAGGAAUUGCUUCAUAUCACAAGCUCAGUGAUAAGGUAGGAACUGAAUACAGAGUGUUUUAUCUUGUGAGAAGAGUUAUCUCUAUCUAAGUCAUCUCU